This is a messenger RNA of Stylophora pistillata, 2515 nucleotides long. RefSeq lists its product as uncharacterized. Lineage: Eukaryota; Metazoa; Cnidaria; Anthozoa; Scleractinia; Pocilloporidae. The record is from RefSeq and is a predicted model, not a curated record.
AACACAGCAAAGUUUAACGUUUCUAAUUCAAAUGAGACGUCCUCUUGGAGAGAUUCAGUGGCUGUCAUUCAUUCGGAUAUGACCUAUUCCAGUGCGGUGAAUAACAAGACUCUCUACAUAUUAAUUCUGCCGUAUUCAACCCAAGAGAAGGAUAUUGAUCGUGAAUUGGAGGAGGAAAACAAAUAUUCCGUAAGUAAGUUGCGUGAAUUUCUUCGUUCAGGGAAGCAGUUUCAUGGUGCAACUUGUAUGCAACAGCAGGAAAACCAUAAAAUCAAAGCUUCUGAGAAUUUGCAAUUAGAUCAGUCUUGGUGUCGUUUUUUGAAAAAGAUGUGGAGCGUUCACAUUAGAAAUGCAGGCCCUGUGAAAAACGUCGCAUUACAAAAAUCUGGUCAGCUUGACUCGGACAGUGAAACUGGGACAAGUGAUACGUUUGUACAAACCUGUAAUGUCGCCCAAGGUCCAAUUGUGAUUAGAAAGGAUGUGUUUCAAAAAAUAGGAGGAUUAAUGGACGGUUUUGGGAAAUUAUCGUUGUUGGAAUUUUUUCUACGAUCGAAGGGCGAUCUGAAGAUAGCAAAGCUUGGUUUUUGCGCAUGGACACCCAGAAUCACGCGCGCGGAUCGGGGAAAACUUGAGGGCUCAAACGAGGUUCCUGAAUAUACAAAUUUUGCCAAUAAACAUGCGGUACUUCGGAUCGUAACUGAGAAUAGAAUAGAAUGGACAGCUUGCGUCGCAAACUGGAAGAUGUGCCCAGAGAAACCUUAUGUGGAGCCACGAGGUCUGCCCGACGUAGCUGCACCGAUUUGUUGCAGCGCCGUUUUAUGGAAAAUGCUGAGCGAUUUUGUAAUGGGGCUGAACAAACUGGGGCUUGAAUACCGUAUUGUUGACGGCACCUUGUUAGGGGCUGUCAGGAGUAAAGCGAUCAUACCAUGGACAUACGACAUAGAUAUUGCACUACCUACUGCUGUGUAUAAGAAUGCUUCAACGUAUUCUACCCUAGAAAAAGUUCUCGAAAACCAAUACUAUGCCGGGAUGUCUUUCAUGAACAUGCCCAGGGGACAUAUUCUUGUGCCCCCAUACAUAGACGUAAAUACAGCCCCUUAUUUUGACGGGCCUGAGGACUUAGAGGGCAAAGCAUUGUUCAGCAGAGAAUUGGAAGAAGCGGUGAAGGGAAUGUUGCCAGUGUCUCAUCGUUGGAGAAAACGAGGCUAUGUGGAUUUUUACGAGGCAGGUCACGCUCUAAUGGAAGGAUCUUCCCUUGUUACGAUCAACAAUGAAGAAUUCGUGACCGUGAAAGAUGUGAAUAAAAUGCUGAGUUUCAAUUACGGCGAGAACUACCUGCAACCAGCAUUGAAAGGAGAAUGGUCGGGUUUGUCAGAUAGGAAUGGUUCCUGAGGGAACUAACGUAGGUAUAGUUUAGAUUCUAAGUCAAAUGCAACGACAAGGUUGAAAUUAGGGACCUUAAAAGGAGACCGGACGACAAUGCCUUGGAAAAAUCGGGUAAAAAAGACUUUAUAUUUUUCUUAACAAUUUCACAAAUUGUCGGUGGUGUCAGAAUUGGCCGCCAGGGUUCGUGUUCCCAGAACGCGCAAGUUUUUUUUAUUUCGAGAGUUGCUUUGCUGAGGUAGGGCCGAAAUAAUGCACACCAUUUGGAAUCACUCGUGAGUUAUGAUGGGUUGUACGUUCUUAUUCAGUUUCCAGCAGACAUAACUAACGCAUCGAAAAAGCUUGGAUUGGUUUAUUAUUGAACGAAAUGAAGCGACAUUCUUGAGUCAAAAAGAAAGUUACGUGCUACAGUUUGGAAAAAGACUGAGACCGCAUCGCCGCUUCCUUUGAGCCCGGUUCUUACAUACGUACGUUGCAUAUCUGGAACUCAGAUGUGCAAAUGUUUGAACGCUCAGGCCGAUCUUCCUUUCAAGUUGCAAGAGUUAAGUUGUCUUGCAGGAUUUCAAAAAUCUAAACAAGCCAAUAGGUAGCGGUGUUAAUCAGCUUUUUAAAAAAGCUCUAAGCAAAACUGGUAAAUCAACGGAAAACCUUUACUAAAUUAACUUGUGGUUGAAAAGUUCUCCCUCUCGCUACUUUUGUUUCCUUUAACCUAUGAAAGGUUAAAUCUUGUCUUAGCUUAUUUUACCUCAGUGGUAACAAUCGUUUCACACAAUUUUCCUUUAACACUUUACGCUCAGAAUUGGUUUGUGACCAACCAAACUUGAUAUUUGAAUCAUUAAUUUAAUUUUACAGCGAGAGGCCAUUGAAUCUGCGUGCUUUAAAAACUUAAACAAUGAAAUGAAAAGAUGCCAGGCUGCUAUUUGCAUGACAUUAGUACUAGUGUCAAUAACCUUUUUCACAGCAAUGAAAUUUUCUAGGGGAAGCUUUAACCCCCUGGAAACCAUUUACAAAUAGCUCGUAACUUCUUUUAAUUUUUACAGAAUGAUAGCGGUUUUACCGUAACAGUUCAGCCCAUUUAGUUGACUUUGCAAGUAUCUUUUUCUUCCCCGUAUGUAUUUAACGUCAUUGUUUA